AUGGAUCUGUGUGUGACCAUCAAAGGGGUUUCCUUCCUCUUGCAAACAGGGAUGGGCAUCCUGGGGAACGCCGUGGUGCUGCUGGCUUACGGCCACAUCAUCUACGCCGAACCCAAGCUCCUUCCCGUGGACAUGAUCCUGUGCCACCUGGCCUUUGCCAACCUGAUGCUGCUGCUGACCCGCUGCGUCCCUCAGACCAUGACCGUGUUCGGGCUGAGGCAUUUGCUGAACGACGGCGGCUGCAAGGUGGUGAUCUACGCCUACCGCAUCGGACGGGCUCUGUCGGUGUGCAUCACCUGCAUGCUCAGUGUGUUCCAGGCAGUGACCCUCGCCCCCGCUGGGCCCCGUUUGUCCAGGUUGAAGCCUGCCCUUCCCUCCCUGGUCCUCCCAACCUUUGCAGGGCUGUGGCUCCUCAACAUGGCUGUAUGCAUCGCAGCGCCAUUCUUCUCCAUGGCGCCACGUAACGGCACUGUGCCCGCAUUUACCCUCAACCUGGGCUUCUGUCACGUGGACUUCAGAGACCACCUGUCCUACGUGAUCAACGGGGUGGCUGUCUCUGUGAGGGAUUUUGCGUUUGUCGCCCUGAUGUUGGGCUCCAGCGGCUACAUCCUGGUACUUCUCCAUCACCACAGCCGCAAGGUGAGAGGGAUCCGUCGUACUCACGGCGGUGGAGCGGAGACCCGAGCGGCCAAAACGGUGAUCACCCUGGUGGUUCUGUACGUGGUCUUCUUCGGGAUUGAUAACGUGAUCUGGAUCUACAUGCUGACGGUGGCCAAGGUGUCACCGGUGGUGGCUGACAUGAGGGUGUUCUUCUCCUCCUCCUACGCCUUUCUCAGCCCCUACUUCAUCAUGUCUUCCAACAAGAAGGUCAAGGCCAAGAUCAUGUGUGCAUCUGAGCAGGAGCAGCCAUCAGUGGACACUCAGGAGUCGAAUGACAAAUGA
Molecule: messenger RNA, 942 nt
Organism: Limanda limanda (common dab)
Lineage: Eukaryota; Metazoa; Chordata; Actinopteri; Pleuronectiformes; Pleuronectidae
Product: olfactory receptor class A-like protein 1
Exons: 1
Coding region: 1-942 (313 amino acids)
Biological process (GO): G protein-coupled receptor signaling pathway
Cellular component (GO): membrane
Molecular function (GO): pheromone receptor activity
Source: RefSeq, a predicted model, not a curated record